Menidia menidia (Atlantic silverside) is the source of this 1954-nucleotide messenger RNA. NCBI's taxonomy places the organism in Eukaryota, Metazoa, Chordata, Actinopteri, Atheriniformes, Atherinopsidae. The record is from the annotation of a GenBank genome assembly.
GCUGUUCCGCUGCUUCGGGAUCAGAAGACGCAAAUCAAGUGAAACAAAUCUCUUGACAGAAGAAAAGUUCAUGCCGGAGUUCUGAAAUUCUUUUGAGGGCCACAUGAAGUCCAAGAUGAACAUGGAGAAUCUGACCAAGUCGGAGUUACUGAUGCUUUUCAGCAUCCUGGAGGGAGAGCUGGAGGCGCGGGACCUUGUCAUUGAAGCACUAAAGGCCCAGCAUAAAGGGCUGCUAAUCCAGGAGCGCUACGGAAGAUACAACCUCAGCGAUCCCUUUCAGGCUUUGCAGAGAGACAGCGAGGCCGUCGGGGGCCAGAACAAGGAACCCGCCUGUUCGUCCGCCACGUCCAACCCGCUGGUGGUGCUCAAGAUGGUGGUGAGCCACUGCAGGAGGAUGCAGGAGAAGAUGCUGGCCCAGCUGGCGGCAGCCGAGAGCAGGCACAGACGGGUUAUUGCAGACCUGGAGGAGGAGAAGAGGAGGCAUGCCGAGGACACGGCCGAGGGAGACGACGUCACCUAUAUCCUGGAGAAGGAGAAGGAGCGUCUGCAGCAGCAGGUAAACAGCCACAACGGAGAUGUCACCGAAAAGGGGGCCCGCACGACCGCGGCACGUAAAAAACGACUGUAUGUCCGUUGUCUGCGCGCGCAGCUGGAAUUCGAGCGGAGCCAAGUCCGCCGGCUGGAAAGAGAGCAGCGGCGGGUAACCGAGCAGAUUGAGGAGGAACGGGCUCAGCACAAACAGUUCUCCUGCGCUUUGGCCAAAGAGUGCAAGUGGGCGAGCGCCAGGGCUCUGGAGGAGGGUCACCGGCUGACUGAGCUGAGCCGCAGACUUGACAAGGAAAAAGAAGCCUGUCAGGCCCUGAGAAAGGAGCUGGAGGACGAGCGGGCGAGAGCUCUGAGGAUGGAAGCGAGGGUGGAGGAGCAGCUGGCGGAGUUCGACACUGAGCGCGAGCAGCUCCGCUCACGGCUCAAGAAGGAAGAAGCACACUGCUGUCAGCUGCAGCAGCAGGUAGAAGAACUUGAGAGGAAGCUGGAGGACGCGUACACGAUGAAAGAAACGAGAGGAGCCGAUCCGGCACCAUUGGAAGCAGUGGGAAAAGAGUGGGCCACAAAGGUUUCCCCAGGAAAGACGUUAGUGGACGAGAUGAAGGUUGAAGACAUGGAGGACGACGGCAACCAGCCCAAAGUCAAUGGUCACCAUCAUUUAGAUGAAGUCGACGGGCUUCACAGGUCAGGCGACGUCCUCCCAGGAAACACGUCCCAGCAGAACGGGAAUGAGAAUCAGACGCCAGCGUCCUCCUGCAGUGACGCUCCCCCGGCGCCCGCUCAGUCCUCACCCUGCGUGUCCCCCGUCCUUCCCCAACGCGCCCCCGGCAGCCCGGGCCCCGGCAGCUACCAGUCCCCGUACCAGGCCGGGAUCCACCAGCGUUUCCACGCCGCACGCCACAAGUUCCAGGGCACCGCCGACCCGGAGCCGCAGCCCCAGACCGCACCGCCCGCGCCCCCCGUCCCGCCCAGAGACCUCCCCCCCGCGGCCGGCAGCCCCUCCCCCGAGCCCAGCCCGGUCAAGCAGAUGGCCCGCAGCACGGUCACGCAGGUUCUGUCUCGCUUCACCACCGUCCAGCAGAGCGUCACGGCCAAGCUCAGCACGCCCAAUAACUCCCCGUUCGGCACGGACUACCGCAGCCUGGCGGCCCCUCUGUCCCCGGUCAUCGGCAGGGCCGCGGGCGGGUCACCUCACGGGAUCCGCUCACCCACCGUCCCCAGGGUGGACAGGGGCAACCCUCCGCCCAUUCCCCCAAAGAAGCCCGGCCUGAUCCAGGCCCCCACGUCCCCGGCAGCCACGUCCAAACCCGCCGGCCAUUUCUCUGAGGGCCACCUCUCCAGCAGCUGCGGCCUCACCUCCACCCAGGACGGUGUGAAGGAGCUGGACAUGGUGGUUUCAUCCAAUUAA